Molecule: messenger RNA, 10177 nt
Organism: Salvelinus fontinalis (brook trout)
Lineage: Eukaryota; Metazoa; Chordata; Actinopteri; Salmoniformes; Salmonidae
Product: galactose-3-O-sulfotransferase 2-like
Exons: 4
Coding region: 175-2193 (672 amino acids)
Biological process (GO): glycolipid biosynthetic process
Cellular component (GO): membrane
Molecular function (GO): galactosylceramide sulfotransferase activity
Source: RefSeq, a predicted model, not a curated record
GAGUCGGCAGCGGGAGGACUUCCGAGUUGAGAGCGGGGGGAACCCUACUCUAAAAAGGGGACUAGGUAGUCUGUGGCUCGGGGACGGGGUUAUUGGGAGAGUGAAUUGGGUUGGUCGGAGUUUCAUGCAGGACCGGGGUUCCUGGGCACCCCCCUCCUGGUACAGACACUCGAAAUGCCACCAUCGGCAAGGAAAUCGAUCAAGGAGCGCGAGCUGUUCUCCCUGACCUCAUCCUUACCAUGCGCCUCGUGGCUGAAGGUACUGCUGUGCAGCCCCCUACGCUAUCUAUGGAUGGUCCUCAUGGCCCUCACUGUGCUCUGUGUGGCCAUUCAGAUCCUAGGAGUCGUCUGGCAGUCCAGGAACGAUAAGAUGUUGAGCGAGAAGCUCCUGAAUGUGCGGUUUACCAUCGAGAUCCAGGGAACGCUCCCAACGGAGCAGAGGGACUGGGAAAACUUGCGCUCUUCGCAAGCCCCUGUCGUAGAAGAGGAAGUGAGGUCACAGGAGGAAGGAGCGCCUAAACAACCGGCCAAAGAAAAUCAGAAGGUAGCAGAACAUCAAGAUGGCAGAGAUGAGCCAGGAGUGGAGAGGAGACUCCAGGUGCAUCACCGACAUUUAAAGCUCUCAAACACUUUCAAUAAGGUCAAAGACUCCAGGAAAGAGGCAAGGGGUAAAGUUUUAGCAGUAAAGGCAGCCCUGCCCAAAGUCACACUGGGUGAUGAUGGGUUGCAUUUGGGGGUUCCCGGGUCUGUGGUUCUCCAGCUGGGCCACCCAGCUAUCAGAGUGGUAUCUACCCUGUCUCACACACCUCUCCAGCUCCCCUUAACCAAUCAGCUGAAGAGUAGAAACAGCCUUGCCCCUCUAGGCACCAACUCUGUAGUUGCCGGGGUGAUAAGCGAGGUGAAACCGGGUAUUGCCACCUCCACCUGUCGGCCGAAGAACCACAUUGUCUUUCUAAAGACGCACAAAACGGCCAGCAGCACCAUCCUGAACAUCUUGUAUCGCUAUGGCGACAGCCGCAAUCUGACCUUCGCCCUUCCGCUGAACAUGCACAGCCAGCUGUUCUAUCCCUUCUUCUUCGCCUCACACUUUGUGGAGGGAGUUAGGAGCCGCAGUGUCAAAAAGUUCCACAUCAUGUGCAACCACAUGAGGUUCAGACCACCAGAGGUGAGGAAGGUGAUGCCGCAGGACACGUUCUACUUCUCCAUCCUGAAGAACCCUGUCGCCAUGAUGGAGUCCAUCUUCAUCUACUACAAGAGCAUUCCCGCCUUCCACAAGGCCCGCAGCCUGGACGACUUCCUCGACAACGGUUGGCGUAGUUACAACACGUCCCUGCCAAACAACCACUACGCCCGUAACAUCCUGACCUUUGACUUUGGCUUCGACAACAACGUCGCCACAGAGACGCCCGGAGACCUAGAGACGCGGGCCACCACAGCCAUUGGCGCCAUCGAGGAGGACUUCCACCUUAUCCUCAUCUCAGAGUACUUUGACGAAUCCAUGAUCCUGCUCAAGCGCGCCCUCUGCUGGUCUCUGGACGACAUUGUGUCCUUCAAGUUGAACAGCCGGAGCGAGCGCGCACGGAACAUGCUCUCCCCGCACACCGCUGACAAGAUCAGAGCCUGGAACGCCCUUGACUGGCGGCUCUACCUGCACUUUAACGCCACCUUCUGGCAACGCGUGGACACUACGGUGGGGCGUGUGGAGAUGAGGCGGGAGGUGACUCGGCUGCAGGAGCAACGUGCCAAACUAGCCAAAAUCUGCUUGAAGGAUGGUGGUGCAGUGGACCCGUCGCAGGUACAGGACGCAGGGCUGAAGCCCUUCCAGUAUGGAGCGGCCAUCAUCCAGGGCUACAACCUGAACCCUGGGUUAGACGGGCCCACCAAAACACGCUGUCAGAACCUGAUCACUCCAGAGCUGCAGUACACAGACACACUUUACACCAAGCAGUUCCCUGAGCUUGCCACUAGGCAGAGACAGGCCGCCAAACUGGUCGCCUCACAACGUCAGCCUGGUCCAGCCAAGGUCAGCCCAAACAAAGCAGCCAUGGCUGGGCCGGUGAGGGUGAGGGAGGCCCGACACAGUAGGACAGCCAGGAGUGGACCCAGAAACCCGAAUGCCCAGAACCAAAAUGACCCCCACCCAACUGUUCUGUCUAAAAUCACUGCAGAUAGAAGUGACAGAAACAUGCCUUGAGGUGUGGCUCUUUCAACAUAGACUAUGGGACUAAUGGGACAAUCCACAGUAUCUCAUUGGUACUGAGCACAGGGGUCUUUUUAAGCUGAACAACCAAUGGCUUUGUUUUGUCUGUACAGUGAGGACGUUUCGCUGCACAUUAUGCUUACUCUGGCUGGCUGCAGUGCACAGGGCCAGUUCGCUGACUUUGGUGGCACUAGGAUAAGCUCUAGUGUUUCUACCCAACGAUACUCGACCUGUGUGGGUGGAGGGGAUGGAGUUGGGGGAGGAAGAGGAAGAGUAGGAAGGAGAGGGAGAGUGCAACUGGGGUGACUGUCCUGCCUUGACUGGUUGAUUGGAAGUAGCAUCUCAUAAACCCUCUCAUCUAAUCUCUCCCCUUGAUCUUGUCACACACUGAGGUUUAGAAUUUGAACCCUUGGGGUGUACUAUAGUUUGAAAGGGAACAAUACUUGGUCCUAUUGAUUAAACUGAUUGGGGUUGGGUAAGGCCUGUAGUACAGUAGGCCUAUGUACAGUACCAGUCAAAAGUUUGGAGACACCUACUUGUUCCAGAGUUUUUCUUUAUUUUUACUAUUUUCUACAAUGUAGAGUAAUAGUGAAGACAUCAAAACUAUGAAAUAACACAUAUGGAAUCAUGUAGUAAUCAAAAAAGUGUUAAACAAAUCAAAAUAUAUUUUAGAUUUGAGAUUCUUCAAAGUAGCUACCCUUUGCCUUGAUGACAGCUUUGCACACUCUUGGCAUUCCCUCAACCAGAUUCAUGAGGUAAUUACCUGGAAUGCAUUUCAAUUAACAGGUGUGCCUUGUUAAAAGUUAAUUUGUGGAAUUUCUUUCCUUCUUAAUUAUUGCUUUUGAGCCAAUCAGUUGUGUUGUGGCAAGGUAGGGGUGGUAUACAGAAGAUAUCCCUAUUUGGUAAAAGACCAAGUCCAUAUUAUGGCAAGAUCAGCUCAAAUAAGCAAAGAGAAACUAUAGUCCAUCAUUACUUUUAGACAUGAACGUCAGUCUGUAGCGGUAUUAAUUUCAGAAGGGUAAAGAAGAUUUUGUUCGGGCGCCAGGCAGGUAUUAACCAUGCCGAAAGAAAAAUAGUAGAACAGCGAGAGUACCACUACCAGAACCGCACACAUCAGCAGAAGAGACUGCCUAGAGUGUAGCCUGUUGACCAGAUAGCCAGCGGAGAGAAAAAAGAAUACACACCCUAUAGAUCCCACAUCACAUCACAGUCCUUCCACAAUUCUUGGUAACCCCACCAAGCAUACCUCAUAUAACAAUAAUGGCAGAGCAAAUAAACAGCAACUUCAUACAAUAACGAAUGAACCCAGUCAUCACACAGAGGAUUUGCAAUAGUUUGUAUUUUCUUCCUGGGAAGGAGUGCAGAGGGUAUGAAUGUGUGGUGUUCAUAUACACACUAGUCCAGCUCCAAUGAAACUUCAAUGCAUUUAUGAAAAUAGAGUCAGUUGCAGUGUAAAGCACUGGACCAUAGCGGGAAGAGAAAGAGAGAAAGGGAACAAGAGAGGGCUUAGCUGUGGACUUGAGGUUGCAGGUGUACGGUCUGACUGUCCGAUGGGGUGUUGGUUUGUAGUUGAACGCGUCGCAACAAUGUUGCUACUAAUCCCUUUGAUCCAUAACCGUCGCGGUCCCACAUGAGAACAACCACGUCGUCGAGCGAUCACACCGAGGAUUGUUCCAAAAACUGUACAACCACAUACGCUGAAGAUAAACAAACAAACUCUGCAGCAUAACACACACAACCAAAACUGUCGCACCACAAAAUAGCUCCUCCCCAAAAAGCUGAACGAGCUCUUUUAUUUCCUCCUUUCUACUGCUCAUGCGCUCUUAAAGUGGCAGCGCACGGUGAAGGCGCCGUGCAUGAUUUCGCCACACUCCUCCCCCCAUGAAAAAACAAAGCCUGUAGAAACAGAGAGGAUGCAGGCUUUGACAAGUUAAUGUUUCUGCUAUCCAAAACCAGGGAAGUCCUCAUCAUCAGAGUCCUCCACGAAGAGUUCCUGCAGGUGUUGCUUUUGCCUGCGAUCCAGCUCUUCUGCCAUAGGGUAGCAGGGCUUUAGGUCAACAACAUGCACCGUCCUGACAUCUUCCCCAGUGUGUGUAGUAGUCCACUACCACCAGUAAAAUUCCUUUCCGGGUCCCCCGGCUGGGAAGAAAAGGUCCCAUGAGGUCAAUUCACGACAUUUCAUUUGGAUGGUUUACCACGGUCUGCUGCAUUUUUCCAGCAGGUCUGCCAAUGUCUGGUUUGUAUUUCUGGCAGACUUCACACUGCUGUACAAACUUCCGGGUAUCAACCCACAUGCCUGGCCAGUAAACCACCUCUUGUAGUCUUCGAUACGUCUUAAAAACUCCAAGAUGGCCACUCAUGGGAUUAGCAUGAUAAGCAUGGAUUAUCUGGUCACUCAGUGUAGAGGGAAUGAAGACGCGAUAAUGGGAGCUGUGUAUUCCCUCUCCUCUUGGAGUUUUUCGAUACACUUUAUCCUGAAUUAUGCUAUACUUAUCAUUGAAACGACUCUUUGAGUCUUCUUCAGACAGACUCUUGUGGAUCGCCAUGAUGGCAGCAUCCUUCUGUUGUGCUCUCCAUACACUCUCAUCAUCCAGAGGAAAGGAAUCAUCCAGACACUUAGCGGUAGUGUAAGUGCUGCACAAGGGAGGACAAACAUUGGCAGUCUGUGUAAUCCGAGAAAAGGCAUCUGGUACAACGUUCAGUUUUCCUUUGCGAUACUCAAUGAUGAAGUCAAACUUCUGCAGUCGGAUAGACCAGCGAAUAAGACGGCUGUUGGUCUUGCCUGAUGCCAGAACCCACUGCAGAGCAGCGUGGUCUGUGACAACGGUGAAGAUCUUCGCCUCCAAGUAGUAGCUCCAUUUCUCCAAAGCCAAGACCACAGCGAGGCACUCCCUUUCAGUCGUUGAAUAAUUCCUCUCGGCUGAAUUAAGGGUGCGACUUGCAUAGGCAAGAACUUCUUCUGUUCCAAGUCCUGUUUGUUGAGCCAAGACUGCUCCAAGUCCUGUUUGACUUGCAUCCGUGUACACAAUGAAAUGAGCAUUCGAGUUAGGAUGACCAAGCACUGGAGGAGUAAUGAGACUGUUUUUGAGUGCUUCAAAUGCACUUUGGCAUGCAGAGGUCCAUUGGAAUUUCACACCCUUCUUCUUAAGGUGGUUGAGGGGUUCGGCGACCUUUGAAAAGUCAGGCACAAACCUGUGGUACCAUCCAGCCAUACCCAGAAAACGCUGAACAGCUUUGAGGGAUGUGGGAAUUGGGAAUUCCUGCACGGCUGCAACUUUGGCUGGAUCUGCAUGGAUACCUUCAGCAUUAACCACAUGACCAAGGAACUUGAGUUCUAGCAAACAGAAACGACACUUCUUCAAGUUCAAGGUCAAACCUGCAGCCUUUAGUCUGUCGAAGACGGACUGUAUGUCUUUCAGAUGAUCCGCGACAGAGGAAGAGUAGAUUAUGAUGUCAUCCAGAUACACAAGACAAUUUCUACCCCUCAGAUCUCCCAGGACAGUCUCCAUCAACCUUUGGAAGGUUGCUGAAGCAUUCUUCAAACCAAAAGGCAUGACUUUGAAGGAGUACAAACCAGCAGGGGUGACAAAGGCAGUCUUGUCCUGACUAGCGGGAUCCAUUGUCACCUGCCAAUAGCCACUGUUCAGAUCCAGAUGACUAAAGAUAAAUGCUCCUGCCAGAGAUUCCAGUAUGUCAUUUAUGUUUGGUAGAGGGUAGGCAUCGCUUUCUGUUAUGGCAUUCGGCUUCCUGUAGUCCACACAGAAUCGGUUAUCCACCAUCUUUCUUAGGAAUCAGGACAACCGGAGAAGCCCAUCCGGAAAAAGACGGUUCCACAAUUCCAUUCUCCAACAUGCUUUUGAGCAGUUCAUUGAGGAUUGCUAGUUUGGCAGGGGACAACCUGUAGGGACGCUGCUUAAUAGGGUCAUCAUGCCGGGUAUAGAUUUUGUGUUUGAAGAUGGUUGUACGGCCGAGUGUAAGAGUGCAGACCUCACUGUUCAUCUCCAACAUCUGGAAGAGCUUCCAUCAUCCUACAGACAUGCCUGUUGCACUGCUUGUUUGAUGUAGAAAUCAGCAUCAGGUUUGCUUUUGCUCUCGGAUAGAAGGGGGGGUACGGCGGUAAUCAGGGUGAUAGUUGGGUUCUCCGACUUCACUGAUGGAACAUGUUUUUGUUUUUGUCUCUUUAGAUUUUCCCGGUCUCUGACUUGACCAGAACCACACACAUCAGCAGAAGAGACUGCCUAGAGUGUAGCCUGUUGACCAGAUAGCCAGCGGAGAGAAAAAAAGAAUACACACCCUAUAGAUCCCACAUCACAUCACAGUCCUUCCACAAUUCUGGGUAACCCCACCAAGCAUACCUCAUAUAAUAAUAAUGGCAGAGCAAAUAAACAGCAACUUCAUACAAUAAAGAAUGAACCCAGUCAUCACACAGAGGAUUUGCAAGAGUUUGUAUUCUCUUCCAGGGAAGAAGUGCAGAGGGUAUGAAUGUGUGGUGUCCAUAUACACACUAGUCCAGCUCCAAUGAAACUCCAAUGCAUUUAUGAAAAUAGAGUCAGUUGCAGUGUAAAGCACUGGACCAUAGCGGGAAGAGAAAGAGAGAAAGGGAACAAGAGAGGGCUUAGCUGUGGUCUUGAGGUUGCAGGUGUACGGUCUGACUGUCCGAUGGGGUGUUGGUUUGUAGUUGAACGCUUCGCAACAAUGUUGCUACUGAUCCCUUUGAUCCAUAACCGUCGCGGUCCCACAUGAGAACAACCACGUCGUCGAGCGAUCACACCGAGGAUUGUUCCAAAAACUGUACAACCACAUACGCUGAAUACAAACAAAAAAAACUCUGCAGCAUAACCGUCGCGGUCCCAAAUGAGAACAACCACGUCGUUGAGCGAUCACACCGAGGAUUGUUUCAAUAACUGUACAACCACAUACGCUGAAGAUAAACAAACAAACUCUGCAGCAUAACACACACAACCAAAACUGUCGCGCCACCAAAUAGCUCCUCCCCAAAAAGCUGAACGAGCUCUUUUAUUUCCUCCUUUCUACUGCUGAUGCGCUCUUAAAGUGGCAGUGCACGGUGAAGGCUCCGUGCCGGAUUUCGCCACAAGUCAAUACGGAAAAUUUGAAGAAAUUUGAAAGUCACUUCAAGUGCAGUUGCAAAAACCAUCAAGCACUAUGAUGAAACUGGCUCUCAUGAGGACCGCCACAGGAAAGGAAGACUCAGAGUUUUCUCUGCUGCAAAGGAUAAGGUCAUUAGAGUUAACUGCACCUCAAAUUGCAGCCCAAAUAAAUGCUUCACAGAGUUCAAGUAACAGACAUAUCUCAACAUCAACUGUUCAGAGGAGACUGCAUGAAUCAGGCCUUCAUGGUCUAAUUACUGCAAAGAAAACUAAAGGACACCAGUAAUAAGAAGAGACUUGCAUGGGCCAUGAAACACGAGCAAUGGACAUUAGACUGGUGGAAAUCUGUCUUCUUGUCUGAUGAGUCCAAAUUAAACAUUUUGGGUCCAACCACAGUGUCUUUGUGAGACGCAGAGUAGGUGAGCGGAUGAUCUCUGCAUGUGUGGGUCCCACCGUGAAGCAUGGAGGAGGAGGUGCAAUGGUGUGUGGGUGCUUUGCUUGUCAAACUGUCAGUGAUUUAUUUUGAAUUCAAGGCACACUUAACCAGCAUGGCUAGCACAGAAUUCUGCAGCGAUACGCCAUCUCAUCUGGUUUGCGCUUUGUUUUUCAAUAGGACAAUGACCCAAAACAUACCUCCAGGCUCUGUAAGGGCUCUUUGACCAAGGAGAGUGAUGGAGUGCUGAAUCAGAUGACCUGGCUUCCACAAUCACCUGACCUAAAAAAAAUGGAGAUGGUUUGGGAUGCGUUGGACCGCAGAGUGAAGUAAAAGCAGCCAUCAAGUGCUCAGCAUAUGUGGGAACUCCUUCAAGACUGUUGGAAAAGCAUUCCUCAUUAAGCUGGUUUAGAGAAUGCCAAAAGUGUGCAAAGAAGUCAUCAAAGCAAAGGGUGGCGACUUUGAAGAUCUAAAAUAUAUUUUUGUUUAACACUUUUUAGGUUACUACGUGAUUCCAUAUGUGUGAUUUCAUAGUUUUUUUUGUCUUCACUAUUAUUAUACAAUGUAGAAAAUAGUACAAAUAAACAGAAACCCUUGAAUGAGUAAGUUUGUCCAAAAUUUUGACUGGUACUGUAUCUGUCUGUCUGCUAACACCAAAAGACAAACAGUACCUCCACUUUACGACAUCUGGUCUCUCAUUUAGACAGGAAACAUCUCAGGUCUCAAUUCUCGGAGUUGAUAUAAACUUUACUCAGAGAGAAGGUGGCUCAAUUUGGAGGUGAAUAAAAUACAUGAUGGUAUGUUAAACAUGUAGACAUCAUAGGAGGCUGGUGUGGGGAGCUAUAGGAGGACAGGCUCAUUGUAAUUUAGAUUUUAUUUAUGUCACACCCUGAUCUGUUUCACCUGUCCUUGUGAUCGUCUCCACCCCCCUCCAGGUGUCGCCCAUUAUCCCCUGUGUAUUUAUACCUGUGUUCUCUUAUUGUCUGUUGCCAGUUUGUCUUGUUUGUGAAGUCAACCAGUGUUUUUGUUCUCAGCGCCUGCUUUUCCCAGUUUCUCUUGUUCUCACCCUUCUGGUUUUGACCCCUGCCUGUACUGACUCUGAGCCUGCCUGCCGACCUAUACCUUUGCCCCACCUCUGGAUUAUUGACCUCUGCCUGCCCUGACCCUGAGUUUGCCUGCCGUCCGGUACCGUUGCCCCACCUCUGGUUUACUGACCCCUGCCUGCCUUGACAUGUCUAUUGCCUGCCCCUGUUGGGUCUUACCUUGAUUCCUGAUAAUUUUUUAGGAUCCCCAUUAGCCAACAUCAAUGGCAACAGAUACAUUACAGACAAAAGAUUUUACAAUUUACAUGCAUUUAAAAACAUUGACAUGUAGUGGUGUGUGUGUGCAUCUAUCAGUUACACAUACUGUAUCAGUACAUACACACAACCAGUAGGUCACAUGGGGGAGAGGCGUUGUGCCGUGAGGUGUUGCUUUAUUUGUUUUUUGAAACCAGGUUUUCUGUUCACUUGCUCUAUACAAGAUGGAAGGGAGUUCCAUUCAAUCAUGGCUCUGUAUAAUACUGUAUGUUUACUUAAUUUGUUCUGGACCUGGGGACUGUGAAAAGACCCCUGGUGGCAUGUCUGGUGUAGAAAAUGUGUGUCAGUGCUAAACGCCUGGAAUGGAAUCAAUGGAAUGGUACCAAACACAUGGAAACAGCGUGUUUGACUCUGUUGCGUUGAUUAAAUUCCAGUCAUUAGAAGGAGCCCGUUCUCCUAUAGCUCCUCCCAUAAGCCUCUUCUCGUAGACAUUUAAGGGAAAGAUGUAAUAACAGAAAUACUAUUACAAAAUGUUUGACUUAGGAGCACGUCUCAACUCUUUCCAUACCUACCUAAAGAUAGCCAGAGCUUGUAACAUUCUGUAAUAAUAGAUUUGUACAUUAAUUCUCAUGCAGAAAGUUCCUAGAAUUUCCUCAUCCUUUAAGGUUAGAAACUGAGAGAGAUUCAGUUACUAAAGGUAAUUCAGUAACUGGGAGAGAUUCAGUUACUAAAGGUAAUUCAGUAACUGAAAGACAUUCAGUAGGCCACUGUGGAAAAAGAUUCAGUUACCAAGACGGAGCAAUGGACCUCUCGAUUCUCAGAAAUGGGAAUCAAAUUAAAAUGUUACAUUUCUUAGAAGACCAAAUGAUUAGUCUCUUUAAAUUCAAGUGUGCUUUUAAAUCAUACUGCACUUUAGUGUGAAUAUAUAUAAAUGAGGUGUAAAGAAAUGAUCGUAAAAUGGAAAUGUAGAUUUUGUAUGAAGAGAUGAUUUUGUGAUGAAUCCUUAUCACAAUACUUGCCUUUUAAAGUGGUCUGGUAUGUACGUUUAUUUUUCUCAUUGUUGUGACCGGUGAUGUUGCCACUUGGUAAGCACAGAUUUCAAAUUGAAAUGGUCAUAUAAAAGGGUCAUGAAUUAUAAA